This is a messenger RNA of Acanthisitta chloris (rifleman), 2986 nucleotides long. RefSeq names its product KIAA1377 ortholog (gene CEP126). The record is from RefSeq and is a predicted model, not a curated record. Gene Ontology annotation, cellular component: ciliary base; midbody; centrosome. NCBI's taxonomy places the organism in Eukaryota, Metazoa, Chordata, Aves, Passeriformes, Acanthisittidae. Gene Ontology annotation, biological process: mitotic spindle organization; cytoplasmic microtubule organization; non-motile cilium assembly.
GAUUUAGGAGAAGAACGUCGUGUAUUGAAAGAAGAUCAAAAAUUGUUUCGGAGCAAGGCACAGAAAUAUUUGAUAGAGACAAACAGAAGGAGAAGAGCCUUUGAAGAAAGACAGAAACAAGAAGAAGAAAAAGAACAAAGAUUUAGAGAGCAAGUUUUGCAGCAGAGGAAAAUUAAACUUCAGGAGGCAACUGCUAAGUUCCAGCGUGCUCAUCUGCCUUUUCCAAAGCACAAACAAAUAGUUCAGACAAAAGCAGCUUUUCAGUUAGAAGAAGCUCUUGAACGAAUUAAAGGAUCAGUUUUAACACCAGGACUGUGCUUGCCAAGCAUAAACAAAAUAAACUUCAGAACCGCAGAUGACACUUCAUUCUCAUCAGCAUCUAGAAAUGAUUCUUUCCAUCAGAAGAUUUCAGCAAUGGUUGGCUGCGAUAAAAAAAUACAAGAGAGCAGUAGAACAGACAUGGAUAGUCACCAACUUCUCUUCCAGAAAAAUCUGAAAGAAAUGCAACAACUCCUUGAAAAACAGCAUCUCAACAGCCUGGAGAAUUUUCAUCAAGAAUUCAAAGAAACAGAUGAUUCAGAAAGCCUGUCAAGCCUUGACAGUCUUGAGGCUGGAGAACAAAAUGGAAAUUACACAACAUCUCGUGAAUCACCUUUAACUACACCGUGUGACUGUGCCCUAUACAAUACAGAAAAAUGCCAGACUAGGAAUAAUGGUUUACUUCAUACAGAUCAAAGUACUUCUAAAAAUAUUCAUCUAAAUAAUUGUCUGAGAAAUGUAAAUUCACCACACUACCACAACAUACCUAUUCAUGAUCUUUUAGCUAAACAUAAUGUUCUAACUCCUACUGAACAUGUAAACACUUCAGAAGAGGAAUCAUCUGCUUCUCACAGAUCUGGAAAGAAACCUGCAGAGUCCUCUACCUUUGGUAACCAAGAAGGCUCUGUAAGUAAUGUAUUUAGUUGUCUGCAAACUAUAAAAGAAGACAGAAACAAGCCAUCUUCUGGAACAGCUAGCACAUUAGGCUCUGGUCAUCCUGGUCUCAAUCCUGGCAAAGCUUGGGACAGCCCUGAUUCUGUUCCGGGAGAAAGAGUUCAGGAUCUGAUGCAAGAUCAGAGUUUUAAAAUGAUCCCACAGAAAAGAACUGUAUCUCUGCAAGCGUCCAGUCAACCUAUUGCAACAUCUAUAAUCUUAUUUCCUAAUCAGGGAUGUUCCACUGGCAUUCCCAGCACAGCUGAUACAUUACCAAAGGACAAAAGCAUCAAUACAGAGUUUUCUAAAAAUAGCUCAGGAAAAAUGACUGAAACAAAAGAAGAAAAUAUUGAAUGUAUUAAUGACAUUGUUCCAGGAACAUCUUUAUUUCAGGACAUACCAAAUGCCUCAGUUCUGUGUGAAGUUAAGCAACAGAAUAACAAAGAGGAAGGAAAGGGAAAUAUAAUUGAAACUAUGUCACUGGUGUACAACACAGAGUUCAAUUCUGGCACUCCUGCACAGGACAAAACCCUGAAAAGCAAUAUUCUUGAAAGAAAAAGAAUAAAGUUAUUCAGAAGUAACUUAAAGAAGGAUUCUGAGUAUGAACCCAGUCAUGUCAAGGCUGUGGUUAGGAACCAUGGUGUCAGUUCUGGACUUCGCCCCAUGUCAUGUAUCAGAGACAGUUUAGAAGUGGCAAAAAUAAAAAAGAAAAGUGCAGAAAAUUACAAAUACGAUAAGAAGCUAAGAUGGUGUGAUCAGAUUAACCAGAUAAUAGUAGAAAAUACUGAAGAAUGCCAUGAAAAAUGCACCAGUGAAAUAUCUUCUUCACAGCUGCAAUAUGUUCAAACUGCAAAUAAUACUCCUAAGACUAACUUAAAUAUUGUUGCUCAACUUUCAAACCCCAUGUUCAUAAAAAAUCAUCAGAAAAAUUCUCAUAUAUCAAAACCAAAUGUUAGUGAUGAAGAAUCAAAUAAAGAAUGCAGAUCUCUGAAUAUAUUUACAUCUACUGGAUCCUAUUCUGCUCACAAAGCUUGGAUGUUAUCAAAAGAUGAAGCUAGUAAACCCCCAGUAUGUAAUAAUAAUUAUAAAAUUAAUGAAGGUAAUCAACUUAAAAAUAAGGCAAAACCAACUAGAAUAACAACAUCUCAGUAUGAUUUAAAUGACAGGCAUAUUGUGCUAGCAAAUCAGGUUUUAAAUAGAAACAGUACAGAAAACAGUGAGAGUAAUGCUUGUUGUUCUGGCUUGGCCACUGUGAUAUCUACACCUGACUGCAGCACAGCCAAAUACGAACCUUGGGCAAAAAAUACUUGUUCUGUAAAUAGCGUUCAGGCAAGCGCCUGUCAAGAUCAUUCAGUAACCUGCACUGAGAGGAAACCUGUUAAUACUGAAAAUGGAUUACAUCUCCAGCAUAUCCCAGCAGCUGGAAAAACAAGCACCUCCUGGCAUGAAGCACAUUCUGCCCGACCUCCAAAAGACUCUGCUACUGGUGCUAUUCAGCACCAUGUGUCACCUUACAAUAAUUUGCAUAUAACUAAAUAACCUUUUAAAACUAAUGUGUCCCAUGUUACUAUUGAUGGCAUCAGCCAGAUGACUAGUCUUGCUCCUGUUACAAGACAAAAGGAAGUUUUUGACAGCUAUGAAAAUAGACACCAAGCUUUUUCAGAACACAGAAGACGAUGUGUAGACUCUAAAAGAUGGAAGCCUACUCAUGCACAGAAUUCAUUAUGUACAGUCCAGCUGAGUCCUGUUCAAUCUGCAUUUGAUCCAGUACAAAAGAUGGAAAACAUCUGUAAAUCUGAGGAAGUUUCAGAAAGUACUAUGCAGUUUCUACUGGCAGAAAAACUAGCAAAUACAUCCAUUGCAGAGGAUGAAAUCCUGGCAGCUAUGGACACCAUGCAGGCAGCCAGCCAGUCCUCACUGCUUAACAGGGCUCCCUGUCCAGGCAUGAGUGCACUUUCAGUAGAAGAAGAGAAGAUUUUCCAGUCCCUUGAUUAUCUCAAUCAAAGGCUACUAA